AUGUCACUUUCAAAGCCUGAAGUGGGUAAUGUAGAAACGUUCCCACCUCAGAAUGGAAUUUUCCAUGGCAGUUCGACUCGUAGUCCAGGGACAUCUGAGACAGCGACGACUAUCAAUGCCAGCGAUGCACUCAAAAAAGGCGAGCAUAUAAAGCGUCCAAUGAAUGCAUUCAUGGUAUGGUCUCGCGUGGAAAGACGACGCAUUUCCCAAGAAAAUCCAAAAAUGCACAACUCAGAGAUAAGCAAGAAGCUGGGCAUAAUGUGGAAAACCCUGGGAGAAAGCGAUAAACAACCGUAUAAAGAGGAAGCCAAGCGCUUGCGGGCAAAUCAUAUGAGUCAGCAUCCCGAUUAUAAGUACAGACCAAGACGCCGACAUAAGGCCGUAGAGAAGCAGAAGAAGACAGGGCCAGGCAUUAAUCCAUUUGAAAAAGCUGGAAUGACUGGAAAUGGUUUCAUUAAUCUGAGGCAUUCCAAUGCUGUUAGCACCGAAACUACGGUUUACAGAUCAUUUAAUGCCACAAAUACUCCUUCUCCCCUCAAUUUCUUCAAUCAUCCGAAUAGGUUUCAACAGCAUUACCAAGCUCCAUAUAAUCUUCAUCAGUUCCCUCAAAAUCCUUAUGAUGAAUAUAACCGAAACAGCAGGCAAACGUAUGAGGGGACCUAUAAUUCCGCCCAGUCUGGUUACUCUAGCACGAUCCCUUCAACCGCAGCUGCUACCUCUGCUCCGGCAUCAUUUUACCCACCAGGCUAUCAUCACACAACCGAAAAUGACAAUAAGACGGAGAUGAAUCCGUCUCACUUUUCCGUAGCGCCGGCCGCGGCUAGGUUUGCCAGUAGGGGUGCAGGAGACUAUUCCUUGCAAUCUUUUUGGAAAGAGAAGUUGCAAUCCACCACUGAAACAACUCAAAACAUUGGACAAAUCCCAAAUACAUGGAGACAAACUCUAGAUCCCUCAAAUGAGGCUCUUGGUAUUUAUGUUGGAAACUUACUUGCCCAGGGAUCCUAUCAACAAGAUACGGAGACAUCUUCAGCAUCAUCAUCAUCGGGGCAUGAUUAUCAGCACCAGCGGCGAUCUCUAAACCCACUUCUAGCAACCGGCCAACAUAUAAUCCCCCAAUCGACUAUCCCCCCACAGCCUUCUUCUGCAACACUUGCGAAUGAGAUUCAAGGCGAUUCCUUGUAUCCGGGGUUCACAAAUAUGGUAGUUGCUCCGCCUUCAAGAGAUAGUGCAGUUAAUGGGUUGAGGAGUGUCUACUCCCCAAGUCAUUCAUUUUAA
Molecule: messenger RNA, 1275 nt
Organism: Rodentolepis nana
Lineage: Eukaryota; Metazoa; Platyhelminthes; Cestoda; Cyclophyllidea; Hymenolepididae
Source: the annotation of a GenBank genome assembly